UGUUAGAUUGUGCUGAAUAUCAUCUCGCCUGUCCUCUCACCGUUAUAAUAUUCAGCCGGAGAACAGGUGCGUGCUGUGGCUGUGACGCCGUGUAGCGCUGACCGCAUCCGCGUAGAGACGAAUUGGGGACAUUAAUGGAGACUGGCUGUGUUCGCCGGUUUAAUGCGGCUCAACUAGGCACACAUAUCCAGGAGUCCAAACAGGUACCACGAGAGGCUUUACUGGACGGACAGCACCACACUGCAUUGUGGACUUCACCGUACUGAGAUGGACUGUAACUUAGGUGGCGUUUCGAGACGCUGUGCGCUUACAGGAGGAAUUCACCCGGUUUAAUUUAGCCUCUACUAAUUGUUCUGUGUAUCGGGUCAUGUUGUCUGCGUUCAACACGUUGCCUGAGCGCGAGGCUGGAGCAGGUCACUGGAUCACUCCAUCCAUUAUUUAGGAUGACACCUCUCGAUCACACCUGCUCGGUCUCCUCCUUGCUUCCUCACCCCAUCUCCAGAGUUCAAACGCCCUGUCAGCAGACUGAGCGCUCCUGAGCACUCGCUGUGACCCGCUCUUGUUUGGCUUUCCUAGCUGACAUCCCGGGGAGGUGAUGCGGCGGUUUGUCUACUGUAAGGUGGUGCUGACCACCUCUUUAGUGUGGGUGCUGGUGGAUGUGUUCUUGCUGCUCUACUUCAGCGAGUGUAACAAAUGUGAUGAUAGGAAGGACCGCUCGCUGCUCCCUGCCCUGCGAGCGGUAAUGUCUCGGAGCCAUGAGGGUCCAGGGGAGAUGGGCAAGGCAGUAAACAUCCCCAAGGACGACCAGGAGAAAAUGAAGGAGCUCUUUAAGAUUAACCAGUUCAAUCUAAUGGCCAGCGAUAUGAUCGCACUCAACAGGAGUCUGCCGGACGUGAGGUUGGAUGGCUGUAAGACCAAGCUGUAUCCAGAUGACCUGCCAAACACCAGCAUAGUCAUCGUGUUUCAUAACGAGGCGUGGAGCACACUGCUGCGGACAGUUCACAGUGUCAUCAACCGCUCUCCCAGACACUUGCUAGUGGAGAUUGUGCUAGUCGAUGAUGCCAGCGAGCGAGACUUUCUAAAGAAGAAGCUGGAGAACUAUGUGCGGACUCUGGAGGUGCCAGUGAGGAUCCUGAGGAUGGAGCAGCGUUCAGGUCUAAUCAGAGCCAGGUUGAGGGGAGCAGCCGCCACCAAAGGUCAAGUCAUCACUUUCUUGGACGCUCACUGCGAGUGUACUGUUGGCUGGCUGGAGCCCCUGCUGGCGCGCAUCAAAGAGGACAGGACAGCAGUGGUGUGCCCCAUCAUCGAUGUCAUCAGUGACGAGACGUUUGAGUACAUGGCAGGCUCAGAUAUGACCUACGGUGGAUUCAACUGGAAGCUGAAUUUCCGCUGGUACCCUGUUCCCCAGCGGGAGAUGGACCGACGCAAGGGGGACAGAACACUUCCUGUCAGGACUCCCACCAUGGCAGGAGGAUUAUUCUCCAUAGACAAAGCAUACUUUGAAGAAAUAGGAAGCUACGAUCCAGGGAUGGAUAUCUGGGGCGGAGAGAACCUGGAAAUGUCUUUUCGGAUCUGGCAGUGCGGUGGCUCAUUGGAGAUCGUAACAUGUUCGCACGUGGGCCAUGUUUUCCGGAAGGCCACCCCAUACAGUUUCCCCGGUGGAACGGGCCAAGUCAUCAACAAGAACAACAGGCGCCUGGCAGAAGUCUGGAUGGAUGAUUUCAAGGACUUCUUCUAUAUCAUAUCACCAGGUGUGAUGCGGGUGGACUACGGAGACGUCUCUUCUCGUAAAAACCUCCGCGAGGCCUUAAAGUGCAAACCGUUCUCCUGGUAUCUAGAGAACAUCUACCCAGACUCCCAGAUACCGAGAAGAUACUACUCACUUGGUGAAAUCAGAAAUGUUGAGACCAACCAGUGUGUGGACAACAUGGGAAGAAAGGAGAACGAGAAAGUCGGCUUUUUCAACUGUCACGGCAUGGGCGGAAACCAGGUGUUCUCUUACACGGCGGAUAAAGAAAUUAGGACAGAUGACCUCUGUCUGGAUGUCUCCCGCCUCAACGGACCCGUCGUCAUGCUCAAGUGUCACCACAUGAAGGGCAAUCAGAUGUUCGAGUACGAUGCUGAGCGACUCACCCUGCUGCAUGUAAACAGCAACCAGUGUUUGGACAUGCCAUCUGAGGAGGAUAAGAUGGUCCCAACCCUGAGAGACUGCAAUGGCAGCCGUGCACAGCAGUGGCUGCUCCGUAACAUGACCCUGAGCGUCUGAUCCCUCGCCUCACCUCCCCACCCCACUGCUCGGUCCUCAUCCUAACCAGUCCUGGCUCUCCCCCUCGCCAGGUGGCUCUUACCACAGCAAAUCAUAACGCCUCUUCCUGUAACAGCCUGGCCAGCAAACACAGAGAUCCAGGCAGCAGCGGCUUAUCUUCCAUUAUGGAGGCGUCUCCUUUUACAGCUCGCAACAGGUUUGAGAGGAGCUGCACCUGCCGCUAAGGCGACACCAUGAGCUGUGGCUUUGGGGACCUUGUUGUGUCUGAGCAGGGAGAACGAUGUGUGAGGUCUGUGCAUGGAGAACAUUAAAAUCAAAGCACUCACACUGUGUCAGCCAGCUGCUAGCCAUGCAUCCACUGCUCAGACUGCCGCUUAACUGCAGGACAAACAAUUAAACAGAAGAGCAUCUAUAACAAGAAUACUACAAGGCACGUGUCUGCGACGGUCCGUACUGUAAAUGACUUUCCCUGUGCUGUGUACAUGCAGUGAACUCGUGUCCACUGUAGGUACUAUCUAACAAAACAAGACUGUUGUUGUCAUGACUGCUGCUCAUCCUGUUUCCAUAUCAGUGUCUGAGUUACAUUAAAAUAACAGGAAGUGAUGUCAUUGAUAGAGCCCGACCAAUGCUGGAUCUGUGAAGCUGAAGAAGUUGAUAUUUGAGGGUUAAACAUCUGAAACUGUGUGAGCACUGGUAUUUGAUUUUCAAGUCAAGCUGAAAUUUGAAUUCUCAUCACUUUUGGUGCCAGAACAUCUAAACUACAAUCUAAUGAUAUUUCAGCUAUUGUGUAUAUUUUUUAAAAGAGGAUCACACACUGUGUAGACAUAUUUGUAGAAACAGUGUCUCCAAUGCCAGCUGGUAACUGACAGGGCCAGUGUCACGCUGUCAGUGUCUGUGGUCCACUGCUGACUGAGGAGCCAUAUAAUGCAUUUUUUUUUUUUUCUUUUUUAAACAAGCCCACGUAGUGUCGGCUAUCAACCUGAUUUAAGCCAUGUGUUCCCUUCCAAUUUUUAACAUGUGGGAGUACCUUUUUUAAUUAGAUACCAAAUUAUUACACAAGACAAAACAAACAAAGGGUAGAUGUAAAAAAAAAAAAUAUAUAUAUAUAUAUUUCAGUCUGACUUUAAAAUAACCUGCUUACAUUAUUUUUUUUAUCAGGAUUCUUAAAGGUACAGUGUGUCAGAUAUAGCCAGAAUUUUAGUUUGAAACAUUUAAAAAAUGUACUGUGUUGCAGAGAUAUCUACUGAAAUGAGCAUGCUAACCAGCCGGCCCCAGCCCAGCAGAUGGUGCUAGAAACAAAACGAUGGUGUCCUCUCAGGUGCAUAUAGUAAUGUUUGCAUAUAGAAAGCUUUGUUUAUGGUCUUUAAUAACGGACGUUUUCAGUAAUUACACAAUUGUAAUUCUCACCCAUAUCAUUAUUUUUCGUACAACAAUAUUCCAAACCAAAACCAACUGCGGAUGACUCAGUGAAAUAAUCCAAUCAACCCCAUGUACUGUGCCAGUGCACCAGCUAUUGAGCCUUUUGGCAAGUGCAGACCAAAUUUUACUGUUUAAAAAUAUCACUAAAAAAAGGCGAUACUGAGUCAGUAGCGUCCAGUCUGCCCUCAGUCCAGCAUGACACAAUCCAAACAUUGUUUGCAGAAACUACAAGUUCAUAGUUGCUACCUGUGUCAACACAGCCAGGGGCCAGCUGGCUCAGCAGCCCUGUUUGGUCAAGGUUUGCUCUCAUGAUCCAGGCGAGACUGAGAAAAUGUCCCAGUUCUGACAAUCCCAGGUCCGAAAUCCAUGAUAGUGGUGUAGUUAGGUCAGCCGCUUCAGGCCGAUAUACAGCCAAGCUAAGAUAGCUAGGCUAAGAUAGCUUGCUGAGCUCUGGGUUGUGACUGAAAAAUGAGAUUGUGGAUAGAAGUGGCUGAAAUGAGUUCCCUCCGUGAGGUGACUGGGCUCAGCCUUAGAGAUAGGGUAAGGAGCUCGGACAUCCAGAGGAAGCUUGGAGUAGAGCCGCUGCUCCUUCAUGUUGAAAGGGGUCAGUUGAGGUGGUUUGGACAUCUGAUCAGGAUGCCUCCUGCAGGAGGCGGUUCAGGCACGUCCCACUUGUAGGAGGCCCCGGAGCAGACCCAGAACACGCUGGAGGGAUUACAUAUCUCAUCUGGCCUGGGAAUGCCUCGGGGUCCCCCAGGAGGAGCUGGAAAGCAUUGCUCGGGAGAGGGGCGUCUGGGGUGCUUUGCUUGGCCUGCUGCCCCCAAGACCAAGCCCAGGAUAAGUGAAUGAAAAUGGAUGGAUGGAAGAUAGCUUGCAGACUCACGGUUGAUCGUUCGUUCAAGUGCGUGAUCUUAAAUCAUUGUCUCAGUCCAGGCGUUGUUCAAAGCCAUAAUAUGGACAGAGUCAGAGUAACCGAGGUUCGGAACCCAAAGUCCUUUGUUGUAAUGGAAAGACUUUUGAAAAGCUGAGUGCAACUAAUGACAACACAAACCGUACCAAAAAACAUUCCCAAUGGCAAAAUAUGAUUUAAAUAUGACUGUGUUUUUGGAGUUUCAGCAGUCAGUAUGAAUUUAGCAUUUUCUUGCCCUGCUUUUAGUUUCCAGUUGGCUUGGAGGGGAAAUGCUGCCCCCCUAGUUUGGAGCAUGUGGUCAGGCAUUACACAUGGCACCUUUAAAUUUGGUUAUUAAAAACAAAUAUAGCAUUUAUAAGGUUUACCAAUCAGUGCUCCAAAGAAUGUAGUAGACACACUCUUUGUAAAAUACCUCACACAUAUCUUUGGCAUUUCUGUACCGCAGUUUCUUGUUAUCAGCUGACAUAAAGGCAGAUAAUAACAUGUCUGCGAUGAGCUAGUAUUGGCCGAUUUAUUGGUCAGGCUCUACUUAUUGAGGUGGAUUUCUUCAGAUGUUUGGAAAAACACAUUAAACUGAAGAUUUCAAACCAACAUCAUAAAAAAAUGAAUGAGUCCAGGACAAGAGUGCAGCUAUAACAUCGUCCCUGAUCAUUCACAUAACGUUCCAUAUCAGUGAAACAGGAAUUAUAGUUUGAAAAAAUAUGAGGCAGCUCUGUCGACGUUCGUUUACAACAGGUAUUUUGGAGAAAUGAAAGAAGUGGUUGCAGGAAAGUAAUCGAAUGUAAAGGUUUAUCUAAAUGAUGAAGACUGUAUUCUGAGGUACUUUAACUGCACUGUGUUAUGACAGAUAUCUGAGAGCGUCAGUGCUAAACUUUUUGAAAGAUUUCAGAUUCCUGCUACCAGUAUGUUGAGAAAUCACAGUGACUUGGAGCUGGAUAGUUACGUGUGCCUUUAGAGAGUUGUUUUGUAUUUGGUUCAUUGGUUUUAGAAGGUUUUUAUUUAUUUUGGAGUUAAAAGAGAGGAAUGUCAUAUCGUUUUUCAUUUUAAAAAAGUGCAUAUUGAUAUUAAAUAAUUGUCAUACCAUGAUCAUGUCAUCGACAUAUUGAUGAUCGAUCAAACAUUUAGUUGCAGUGAAAUCAAUGCUCAGUAUAUUAGCACACACAUGCAAACAUGACAGGUUCUUCAUUCUGCAUUUGUUGAUCAGGCGACAAAUGUUACUGUACAUAAGGCUGUUAACAUGUUUCUAUCACCAUUGUUGUUGUUGUACAUACAGAACCAAUUAUUUUUCUAAGAUGCUGUAAAACUUGAACACUCCUCUGAGGGGAAAAAAAAAAAAAAGACGUUGAAUGAUAAAAAGAUCACGAGGUAUUGCAGUGUUGUACUUGGAAUCGUGGUAAUAAAAACCAGUGCUUACCAUGGAUUUUGAAAUUGCAGUGUGUUUUGGAAAUCAUCAUCGGCCCCACAAAACCAAUUUUCAGACCACCUUAAGGACCUCAGGCGAGCGUACAUGAGGGAGCAACUAAUGCUGAAAUACUAUCAAUGCUGCUUGAAUACUGAAUCCUUGCCAAGUGCCUGCUUGGCAUUCAGACUAAAAUUCAAUCACCUCUUUCAUAUUAUGCACACACAUUUAUUGUUUUUCAUUAUCUUAAAGUGCAUGGUGUUAAAAUAGGAAUGUAAUGUUUCAAUGUACUGGUUGCAAAGUGAUGUUACCUGUUUGUACAUUUUGCCUUUUUUGUAGGAGAAAAAAAAACUUUAACUCAACAUAGUUAGCAUUAAUUUCAGUAUCAAGCAAAGCACAUCACACCGAUACAUCAUUUGUUUAAUAAACCUUGUUCUUGAAGCUUUUAAGACCCCCGUACAUCUCAUUAUCAGGCUUCAGUGUGUGGGCUUUUAAAGGUGGUAA
Messenger RNA from Epinephelus fuscoguttatus (brown-marbled grouper), 6498 nucleotides. It is a transcript of the gene galnt13, whose product is annotated as UDP-N-acetyl-alpha-D-galactosamine:polypeptide N-acetylgalactosaminyltransferase 13. Lineage: Eukaryota; Metazoa; Chordata; Actinopteri; Perciformes; Serranidae. The transcript is spliced from 12 exons. Gene Ontology annotation, cellular component: Golgi apparatus. The record is from RefSeq and is a predicted model, not a curated record. The coding region runs from base 596 to 2266 and encodes 556 amino acids.